Molecule: messenger RNA, 646 nt
Organism: Zophobas morio
Lineage: Eukaryota; Metazoa; Arthropoda; Insecta; Coleoptera; Tenebrionidae
Exons: 2
Coding region: 147-521 (124 amino acids)
Source: RefSeq, a predicted model, not a curated record
CCUGCGAUAACAUACCGUGGACUAUAACUGAUGACUUGUUUAAAACCUUGUAUUUAUUGUUAUUACUAAACACACGACUGUUGUUGAAAUCGUUCUGCCACAUAAAAUAAGUCAAUUUUCUCAAUAAGUGCGUGCGUGCGAAUAAAAUGAGCGACGAAAUUUUCGAAGACGAUGAAUUUCCCAUCCCGCCAGAUAUUCCGGACCGUGGAGAAUUUCAAAUGCCAUCGAUAGAAGAACUACUAAAGGCUCUCGAUCGCAUGGAAGGUUUAUCAGACGAAAAUAAAGAGGAAUUGAGGCAAAGUUUAUUACGUCGCGCAAAUGGAGAAGAGCCCGAUUUUUUUGCCGAUCCCGUAUUACCAAAUUCGGGAAUGUCACAUGAUUUAUUAGUACUAUUUCUGGUACUCACGGUCCUCCUUUUCAUUUUUGUAUUCUUUGGAUACAAGUUAUACAAGUCUUUGACUGAUCGAGAAAGAAGAAAAGAAGAAAAAAGGAGACAGAAGCAGCAAAAGAAGAAAAAGUAAUUUUUCCAUGACACAAAAUAAAUAUUUUCAAACUGUGACAGAGACAUAAUAUUCCAUUAUGACAUUAAGUUAUGAAGAUUAUUUUGUUGUACAUUUAAAUAAAUAAAUUAAACUGUAUAAGUGUC